AUGGCGGAUAAGAUCAGAGAGAAGCAGCUUUAUGAAGCGCUCAAGAGCAAACAUAUUGGACUGGGCAAUGAGGAGACAACGAGAACCGAGUAUAUCAGCAACAUCAAAAGAGAUACCUACGCAAGCCUGGUGGCCCAUCCGGCCAUGCUGGAGUUUUUAUCGAACACUUACAACAAACCUAGACAGAUUGUACACACUGAGAUGAUAGAGAAGAUGAUCCGACCUAUGGAGACAAACAAGUAG
Molecule: messenger RNA, 243 nt
Organism: Ogataea parapolymorpha DL-1
Lineage: Eukaryota; Fungi; Ascomycota; Pichiomycetes; Pichiales; Pichiaceae
Exons: 2
Coding region: 1-243 (80 amino acids)
Biological process (GO): mRNA splicing, via spliceosome
Cellular component (GO): precatalytic spliceosome; U2 snRNP
Source: RefSeq, a predicted model, not a curated record